Molecule: messenger RNA, 2120 nt
Organism: Phyllostomus hastatus (greater spear-nosed bat)
Lineage: Eukaryota; Metazoa; Chordata; Mammalia; Chiroptera; Phyllostomidae
Gene: BCO2
Product: beta-carotene oxygenase 2
Exons: 13
Coding region: 503-1915 (470 amino acids)
Biological process (GO): retinal metabolic process; carotene catabolic process
Cellular component (GO): mitochondrion
Molecular function (GO): beta-carotene 15,15'-dioxygenase activity; carotenoid dioxygenase activity
Source: RefSeq, a predicted model, not a curated record
GACUGCCCAGGAAGUUUAUUUAGCCUCACUGCUAAUGAAUGUGAGGAUCUGGAAAUCACAGGAUCUGCUGCUACUUAACACAAAAAUGGUUUUUCAACUCUUUCUCCGUUUUGUCCACAAUCUUUCUACUGUUGCAGUAGUUUUCCGAUCUGUGAUACACCGGAUUCCAGGUCCAUCAUUUGUCCAGUCCUGGUAGUUAGAGGUGGAGUCAAGUCUACUUACCCAGCACAGGAACUGAGGCAGAGGAGGUGCCUCACCAGAGGAAAAUCCUAGAGUUUUGAAGAAGUACAUAGAAAAUAGUCCUCAGACGAAAGCGAUCUUCAGUAAGCAGGAAAGUCUUCCAUAUAUUGCACCAUUACUGACCACAGCAGAGGAGACUCCACAGGUCAUCUCUGCUCAAGUCCGAGGACAUUUUCCUAAGUGGCUCAAUGGAUCUCUACUUCGAAUUGGACCUGGGAAAUUUGAAUUUGGCAAGGACAAGUACAAUCACUGGUUUGAUGGAAUGGCUUUGCUUCACCAGUUUAGGAUAGAGAAGGGUGCAGUGACAUAUAAGAGCAAGUUUCUACAGAGUGAUACAUAUAAGGCCAACACUGCUCAUAAUCGAAUUGUGAUCUCAGAAUUUGGCACACUGGCUCUCCCUGAUCCAUGCAGGAAUAUUUUUGAACGUUUCAUGUCCAAGUUUGAGCUGCCUGCAAUAACCGACAACACGAAUGUCAACUAUGUGCGGUACAAGGGGGAUUAUUAUGCUAGUACUGAGACCAACUUUAUGAAUAAAUUGGACAUUGAAACUCUGGAGAAGACAGAAAAGGUAGACUGGAGCAAAUUCAUUGCUGUGAAUGGAGCCACUGCACAUCCUCAUUAUGACCCAGAUGGAACAGCAUACAACAUGGGGAACUCCUAUGGACCACAUGGCUCUUGCUAUAAUAUUAUUCAAGUUCCUCCAGAGAAGGUGGACCUUGGGGAUACAAUCCAAGGAGCCCAGGUGAUAUGUUCUAUUGCUUCUACAGAGAGUUUGAAACCUUCUUACUACCAUAGCUUUGGAAUGACAAAGAACUAUAUAAUCUUCAUUGAACAACCUGUAAAGAUGAACCUGAGGAAAAUCAUCACUUCUAAAAUUCGGGGGAAGGCCUUUUCUGAUGGAAUAAGCUGGGAACCCCAGUACAAUACACGGUUCCAUGUGGUGGAUAAGCACACUGGACAGCUUCUUCCAGGAAUGUACUACACUAAACCUUUUGUUACUUUUCAUCAAAUCAAUGCUUUUGAGGACCAGGGCUGUGUUAUCAUUGACUUGUGCUGUCAAGAUAAUGGAAGAAACCUAGACGUUUACCAACUACAGAAUCUUAGGAAAGCUGGGAAGGAGCUUGAUCAGGUCUAUGAAUCAAUGGCCAGAUCUUUCCCUCGGAGGUUUGUUUUGCCCUUACAUGUCAGUCUGAAUGCCCCUGAGGGGGAGAACCUCAACCCACUGUCCUAUUCUUCAGCCAGUGCCGUGAAGCAGGCUGAUGGCAAGAUUUGGUGCUCUUAUGAAAAUCUACAUCCUGAAAACUUAGAAGAGGAAGGAGGUAUUGAAUUUCCUCAGAUCAACUAUGGUCAAUUCAGUGGCAAAAAGUAUCAUUUCUUCUAUGGCUGUGGCUUUCGGCACUUGGUGGGGGAUUCUCUGAUCAAGGUUGACGUGGUGAACAAGACACUGAUGGUUUGGAGAGAAGAUGGCUUUUAUCCUUCAGAACCUGUUUUUGUUCCAGUACCAGGGACCAGUGAAGAAGAUGGUGGGGUUCUUCUUUCUGUGGUGAUAACCCCCAACCAGAAUAAAAGCAAUUUCCUCCUAGCCUUGGAUGCCAAGAACUUUGACGAACUGGGCCGAGCAGAGGUGCCUGUGAAAAUGCCUUAUGGGUUUCAUGGCACCUUCGUCACCAUGUGAUGGAAGAAGCAUAGGGUUUGGAACUAGGUUUAAAAUGCAUGUGCUCUGUACAAAAGAGAGAUCAAAAAGGCCACCUUAUCUUCCAAACCAUAAACAACUGGUUUUUAAGUUUCAGUUUUUAAAUUUCAGUUAAAAAGAAUACAGGAGAUAAUUAUGGCUUUAUAUUUCUUAGGACUUUUCCUUGGAGACAUUAAACAAGUGUUGA